AUGGGACAAGCAUUCUCAGGACCCAAUGCCUUCAAGUUCUUUGGCUUCACACCAAAAGCCACAGCCGUUCUACAAGCAAACCCGAUUCUACUCGUCAUUCUGGUCGUUGUUCUGCUUGCAAACAUUAGCUUGGGAUUAUUGGCAUAUUAUAUCCAUUUCGUUACGAACAAGCCUUACGCGAAGCCGAAAAAAGUGAAGGACGCACCGAAA
Molecule: messenger RNA, 210 nt
Organism: Mollisia scopiformis
Lineage: Eukaryota; Fungi; Ascomycota; Leotiomycetes; Helotiales; Mollisiaceae
Exons: 1
Source: RefSeq, a predicted model, not a curated record